AUGUCUGACCAGGUCAAGCCCCAGCCGUUGCGGCCUCUACUCCCGGCACCAAAAGCCUCGCAGCCUGCUCCUCCUCCUCCUCUUCCUCCAGCACGCUUCCUUCCAGCUCAAUCAUCAGUCAAGAAGCGUCUACCGAGUACCAAGGUUGCUUGUAACGCUUGUCGGUCCAAGAAAAAAGCAUGUGACGGUAAACGCCCUUCGUGCAAGGCGUGUACAGAGCUGAAGACACAAUGUGUCUAUAUCAGUGCUAAUGAGACGGAGACAGCCGCUAUGGCUUUAAAGAGGGAAAAUCAAAUGCUUCGAGAAAUGUUGAGCCAGCUCACGGCAAUGCCGGAUGAUGUUGCCCACCAGACAUUGAAGAAGCUCAAGUUCGCCGUCGACCCUUACGCUGCUCUUCGCGCCAUAAGACCGUCGGGGCCAAGAGAUGCCCGGGAGAUCCUACCUCAUAUCUCGUCCAAUGUCGAGUUUGAACUCACGCGACGCCAUCCCAUCUUGUAUCCCCAGACUCGGAGAUUAGGUCGUCUCGAGAUGCCCGAGGAUGUCGACUCUAGGCCUUCCAAACUCGCUCGGGUUGAGGACGCAUCCGAAGAGGGUUCAAUUCUCGAGGACCGUCGAGCACCAGAAUACCCUACUGUGGCUGAAGUCCUGGAAGAUGAUCCCUCUACAGCCUCUCCUAGGCCUUCUCGAGCAUUCAACUCGGCCUUCUUUGUUCCACUAAUGGGCCCUAUUCCUCCGCCGACACCGCGCAUUCGCAACGAGCCUCGUCUGAAAGAUUUGAACAUCGCCUUCUGGACCGUAGUACCCAUCAGUAAUCAGGACGCAGCAGAAGUCAUCUCCCUAUAUCUUGAAACAGAUCAUCCGAUAUUGGGCUUGUUCGAUGCUGAUCUGUUCCUGGACGACUUGGUCUCCGGUGAAGUUCGGUACUGCUCUUCACUGCUCGUCAAUGCUCUGCUUGCUUUCGCUUGUCAAGCGUAUGCGGCAAAGCAACCUGAAGCGUCUCGAUGGAGUCAAGAGCUGGAAGACGAGUCAAAUAAGCUCUGGCAUGCGCAAAACGAUGAUACCCUGCCUACCAUUGCAGCUUUGACCUUCUUGAUUCAGUCCAGCGGCUGCAAUGGCAAUGGUGAACUCAAUGUCAAGUUCGUCAAAGAUACAAUAGCUAUGGCGAAACGUCUGAGGCUCUUUGGGUGUCCCGAUGCAUAUACCUUUGUAGACCUAAAUCGUCUCUCGGAACCACAUGCGAGGGCAACAGCUCAAGUUGCCUGGGGAGUUUUCAACACUCUGAGUAUGAUAGCCCAGUUCUGUUUACCAGCGACUACUGAGUACCCCCCGACUCUUCCCAUUCCAGGCAAAGCUAGGCUAGGGAACUCAACACCCGGGUCUGAGCACGAGCGUAACAGCAGCGCGAAUAGUACAGCGCCCUCGUCAGACUCGGAUGCUCGCUCCCAGACUCGAAAUCGCACCAAGAGACGGCGAUCUCCUGCCAUAUCAGACACUUUCGCCGCCUUUUGCGAAUUAUGGGUCAUUUCCUCUCAAAUCACUUGGGUUUAUCAGCACGAUACUAGUCCAGGCCAUUCAUCCCAGGCUUUUGCACUGGAGAAGUACAGCAAACUACUGUCUUGGGCAGAUAAUUUGUCUGAAAGUAUGGAACGUGACGAGCACAGCCCAUCUCAUGUGCUUACCUGCCACAUGUGGUUCCACGGGACUGUGCUCUACCUCUUCAGGCCGUUCAUCCCAAGCGACAAACAGCAUGGCUUCAAAUUCUGGUCACCGUCAGCCGACCAGAUACCUGCCUUUUUUGCGGCCUCCGUCGAGCAGCUCAAAGACCUCGUCGAAGUGUACGCGUUGUACCCGGAAUCGACGUACAGCAUCUUCGGGCACACUGCUCUCAUCCAUGUAGCCAACGCCGUAGCUAGCGACAUAACGAAUCCAGAGUGGCGACCCUACUUUCUCAGCUGCAUCCGCGCCUAUCAAGCCCUAUACAGUUCCUUUACCGUUGCCGAAGUGAUUGCCGGGGGUCUCCUUUCCAUGGUCGUCAGGAAAGGGGGCAUGGACAUGACGGAAGCUCUAGGGCUGCUGGAAGACCUCAGAGCUCGCAAGGGACCCAGGGCGGGCGGCCGGGCGACUGGCAUGUUUGUGACUGAUCUCGAUCUUGCCGUGACGGACCGCGAGGCGGCGAGGGUUGAUCGCUUGAUUGAGAACUUUGAAGAGAUGACCAUCUUGGAUGAGUUUACUCAAGGUGUCAUCUGA
Molecule: messenger RNA, 2247 nt
Organism: Colletotrichum costaricense
Lineage: Eukaryota; Fungi; Ascomycota; Sordariomycetes; Glomerellales; Glomerellaceae
Exons: 5
Coding region: 1-2247 (748 amino acids)
Biological process (GO): regulation of DNA-templated transcription
Molecular function (GO): zinc ion binding; DNA-binding transcription factor activity, RNA polymerase II-specific
Source: RefSeq, a predicted model, not a curated record